This is a messenger RNA of Auanema sp. JU1783, 2238 nucleotides long. The record is from the annotation of a GenBank genome assembly. NCBI's taxonomy places the organism in Eukaryota, Metazoa, Nematoda, Chromadorea, Rhabditida, Rhabditidae.
AUGGAUAAAGUGAAUCAAAAAAAGUUGCGACCUCCUUUUCCUUUGUACAAACGUUUUCCAACUCGUUUUGAAAGAGCGACUUAUAAAGUAUAUAAUGCUUUCGAAAAUCGCCUCUGGCCAAUGCCUCCAUCCUUAUUCUCAUUGUCUCUUGUUGGAAGUGCUGCCUAUCAUUACAAAAUGGAACUUCUUCCAAAAUUUGAAAACAAAUAUUUGGAAUUUGCAAAGCUUGGCUUAGUCUCAUUCUCAUCCGUUUAUGUUCCUAUUUGGAUUGUAAGACAGUUCCUCAGUCGAUUCUAUUUCACAUACAAAGGUUUUCUUUUUGAACAACCAAAAAAGCCAUCAAUAACAACAAAAAUAUGGGGCGCUCUGCGGUCUCUUCUCUCACUAACUCCUCCACUCCUCAAAUCCUGUGAUAAGUUGUUGCCAAGUCCAUCUUGCCCAGAUCUUGAUGAUACUGUCAGGAGAUACUUGGCUUCUGUGAAAAACUUAUUGGAUGAGGAAGAAUUCAAAUUAGUCUCUGAGCAAGCAGAAACGUUUCUACGAGAGGAAGGUCGUAAGCUGCAUACGUAUGCUCGCAUGUACUCACUGUUUGCUGAUAACUAUGUCACACCUUUCUGGGAGAAAUAUGCUUAUUUAUACAGCAAGGCACCUGUGCUCAUAAAUAGCAGUGUAGCUCAUGUUGAUUUGUACAAAGAUAAACCUGCAACUUGGCCUGUAAGAGCUGCUCAUGUAUUGUACAUUGAAGCGUUAUCUCAAUUGGCUAUUGAUCGUCAACAAUUCAAACCUCUUGGUGAUGGCUUGUUAUGUGCACGACACUAUGAGAAAAUGUAUGCUGUCACCAGAGUCCCAGACGCACAAUGCGACUAUCUGAAGAAUUACGGAAUAUCAAAGCAUGUGGUUCUUUACUAUAAAGGUAGUUUCUACAAAAUACAAGUUUGCGAUGAGAAGAAUAACAUGUAUUCGGUGGAUCAAUUAACAAAAAUUUUUGCUGAACUUGUAUCACGAGAAGGACUCGAUGCAGACAACGCCGAAAAACAAUCAGUUAAAACAAAACAUGUGGCCGCGUUGACCUGCGAUACAAGAGAUAAGUGGGCUGCAAACCGUGAAAAGUUCUUCUUGAAUAACCCUGUAAAUAAAAAAACACUCGAAGAGAUAGAAAGUGCCAUAUUUUUCCUCAUUUAUGAUGACACUGAUGAGUAUGAAUAUAAUCCAGACAAGCCAGAAGUUCUAUCUAACUAUAUGAGAAAUAUGUUAACUGGAAACGGAGCUAAUAGAUGGUCCGAUAAAUCUCUCAAUUACAUAGUCGCUAAGAACACAAGGUGUGGAGGAACAACUGAACAUUCUAUUGCUGAUGGCUCUGAGUUUGAUCAUAUCAUGGAAAACUUCGUUUACAUGGAUACACAAAUUUUAAAAUACCCUUCAUUAGAAGAACAGAAAAAGAUUGAAAAGAUUUCUGAAGAGGAGAAAAAACAGCUCAUUUUCGCUAAACAGCUAGAAAUCGAAGUCUCGGAUGAGAUGGCCUCCGAAAUUGAACGAUGUAUGUUAUCUCACACUCAAGCUGCGGAUGACGUUGAUAUUUCGAGUCUCAUUUUCCGAGAUUUUGGAAAAGGCCUCAUCAAGAAGUUUGGAGUUUCUCCUGAUGGUUUCAUCCAAAUGGCAAUUCAAGUAGCGCAAAUCUAUGAUCAAGGAAAAUUCGUCUUAACAUACGAGCCAGCCUCAGCUCGUUUCUAUAAGUUUUCUCGAACGGAAACGUUGAGAACUGUUUCCGAUGAGUCGUGCGACUUCGUCAGAUCAUUCAUGAAUGCUGAAAUAACGAAAGAGGAAAAAAUUGAAAAACUGAAGAAAGCUUGCGUUACUCAUGGCAUUAGAAACCGAGAAUGUAUGGUCGGCAAAGGAGUUGAUCGUCACUUGUUUGUGUUGUACAUAUUGAGCAAAGGAACUGGCAUUUCCUCAGCGUUCCUGGACUAUUAUAUUUCCCAGAAAUGGCUUCUUUCUACCUCUCACGUUCCUAAUGUUACUAACCAAGUUGACGAAGAUGCUCUUCUAGAAGACACUUGGCUGGGUGCCAGUUUCGCAGCUGUAGCCAAGAACGGUUAUGGUGUUUGUUAUCGUUUCGGAGGAAACCACUCUAUCAUUGCCCAUAUUUCCAGCUUCCAUUCAGCUGAUAACACGAGCUCUAAAAGGUUUACUGAAAAUUUCACCAAAACGUUGAAGGAAAUGGCAGCUCUCUUUGAAUAA